Messenger RNA from Ostrinia nubilalis (European corn borer), 1437 nucleotides. RefSeq lists its product as uncharacterized. The record is from RefSeq and is a predicted model, not a curated record. Lineage: Eukaryota; Metazoa; Arthropoda; Insecta; Lepidoptera; Crambidae. Bases 1 to 1437 code for a protein of 478 amino acids. The transcript is spliced from 12 exons. Gene Ontology annotation, molecular function: serine-type endopeptidase activity. Gene Ontology annotation, biological process: proteolysis.
AUGCUGCUAUGGGACCGCAUGCGCUGUGCGCCGGACCCCGAGCAGAGCAUACCGGAUGGCGCCACCGACGACAUCGGCCGCUUCCCCUGGAUGGGCAUCAUACAGCACACCUUCUAUAUGGGCGGGCGCAGUCGCUUCGCGGUGACGUCAGGGAUCCUCAUUCACCCCGAAUACGUCAUCGCAUCAGCUGAGGACAUGGCCCGCAUCCACCCAGAAACUUUAGCGAAUACCACCCAGUUCGUGGCGUGGCACAGCAAAGACGUGAAGUACACCGUGGACGUCAAGGACUACACCCUGCAUCCUGAGUUCGUGGAGGGCUCCACACUGGCCUCCAUCGCGCUGGUGGAGCUCCACAACUACGGCCAGAUCGGGUACAGCGAGGCAGGCAGUCCCAUUCUUCCAAUAUGCAUGACGGUGACAGGGGCCGGCAGCUUAUCAGAUUUGUACGCCAUCAAAAUGACGGAUGUAAAAGGCGAAGUAUUCAAAGAAGCAUACAAAAUGAGUUUCGUAGAAGACAAAGACUGUGAAGAGUUCUAUUAUAAAGCUAAGCUGACGUACAAGAAGAUGCGGCCCAUCAACCCGAUCUGCGCGGUGGUGGACCAGCUGACGACGCCGUGCGUGUGGGACGGUGGUUCCGCGCUCGUCACGCGCCAGGGCUGGGGCUACUGGAAACUAGUUGGCUUCGGCGUCCGCGGGCCGGGCUGCGGCGCGCCCGCGCGGUUCAUCCACAUCCACGACUACAUGGACUGGAUCGACGCCCUGGUCUCCUUCUCCGACCUCGACAUGGGCGACGAGGAGGAGCACAAGCUGUACUUCAGAAGACUCUCUCCGAUCAAACUCAUCAUGUACAAAGGUGAAACCAAGAUCCCUAAGGACCAGGGCCAGUGCGAGCGCAAGGACCGCGGCGGAGUCCUGUUCAAGGACAGCUCGGAAGUCCUCGUCAAUAAGAACUUUGCUCAAGGAUUCUACUUUUUGACAGUGACACAGAUCGCGGGCUUCUACUGCGCGUCUGUGGCGCUGGAGGCCGUGUCCCGCUCCAACGCGGCCGUCUGGCUGGAGCACCACUGCCACAGAGACGUCGUGGGGCUCGCGCCGGGCAUGCAGGGCCCCGACGCACGCUUCUACUGCGCAUCUGUGUCGCUGGAGGCCGUGUCCCGCUCCAACGCGGCCGUCUGGCUGGAGCACCACUGCCACAGAGACGUCGUGGGGCUCGCGCCGGGCAUGCAGGGCCCCGACGCACGCAAAAUGGAGUGCUUCGUGUAUUACAAGUCGAAGGCGUUCCUCGAGUUCCGGUUCUUCUUCUCGUUCCGGGUGGUGAUCGAGCUGACGAUGUACGGCAAGGAGGAGCUGCCGAAGCUGCUGCCCAACCCCUUCCACACCACCGAGACCACCAACAACUGGUUCCCCACCGGCAUCUUCAGCUCGGAGUGCCCAUAA